AUGGCAAUGGCGGAGCCAGAGGCAGAAGCGGUGCCGCGCUCGGAGGCCGACGCUUUGGAGCUGACCGUCAUUCCCGAGCGCAAGACAAUCCUGUGCGGCUCCCGCAACACGAUCCGAACUCUGAUCCGCAUCAAGACGCCUGCAAGCUCCACGAGCCGGCCGCCUGUGCAGGUGGCGUGCGUCCUGGAUCGCUCCGGGUCUAUGAGAGGUGCGAAGUUGGCUUUCGCAAAGCGUGCUUGCGCCAAGCUUGUCAAGCACUUGGAGGUACAGGACACGCUGCAUUUCAUCACCUAUGACCACUCUGUGAACAUCAUCUUCACAGACGGUGACUUGUCGGACGUCGGGAAAGAUAACCUCAAGAGCCAGAUUCAUGCAGUGGGUGUCGGUGGUUCAACCAACCUGUUCGGAGGUCUUCAAUCUGCUGCCGAGUUGUUGGGACAGGAUGCACCAGGAGCCCACGAAGACGAAGCCCGAACCCCAAGUACACCAUGCUCCAGGGUGAGACGCAUUUUCCUGUUCAGCGACGGAUGUGUCAACGCGGGCGUCACUGAUCCGGCACACAUCUGUAGACAGGUCGCCGCCUGGUCUGAUGCGGGCAUCACCACUACCACCUUCGGCAUUGGGGCAGACUUUGAUGAACCUUUGAUGCGGGGAAUUGCUGAAGCCGGAAAGGGCCGCUAUACUUUCCUUGCAACAGCCCCAGAUAUUCCUCGACUCGUUUCAAAGUCCAUUCAUGACCUUUUGAAGCUGUUCGGCAGCGAAGCCGUCUUGGAUAUCCGGGGGGGCAGCCACACUGUGGUUGACAAGGUCUAUGGGGGAGAUGACGAGGAUGAGGAUGCAGCCAACACGGCAAGUGCUGGGCUGUUGCAGCUGGGCGACUUGCAUGCCGCCAAUGAACGAAUGGUGCUGCUGGAGCUCGCCUGCUCUCCUCCAGGCGACUUUGGCUUUGGCGCGACCAUCAGAGCUGCGGAGUGGAUGCUCUCAUACCAGAGGAAUGGGGCCACCGUACAGUUUUCGGGCUCCGUAGAGUUAACGACCACUGCCGACCGUGGUGACCGUGGGCGUGCCCAGGAGCAUCCGGCAGUGAAGGCGAUGUUCGCACUUCGCCGUGCAUCUGAUCUGGAGCGAGAGGUCGCAGAUCACCUCCAGCGGCGGAACCUUGUUGCAGCCAGAGAUGUGAAAGUCCAGCAGCUGCUGCUGCUUUCGCAGACGCUGGAGUCGCUUGCAGGCAGUGAUGUGGAAGAAGUCUUUGCCCUUGCCCUGCGCAGGGCCUACGAAAGGGCACAGCGAGUUGCAGAACAGCUUCAGGAAGACCAAGACAUGGAGCUUACUCGCCGCCAGUGCGUGCACGAAUGUGGCAUUAUGGAUGCCAUGAGUGUCGCCGGUUUCUCGGAUGGCCGAGACUCCUCAGCAGGAAGCGCCAUCGAGGAUGACGAUGCAAUGUCCGUAGGGUCCGUAGGCUCAAUUGCCUCCAUUGACUCAAUCGGCUCAGUGAGCAAUGCCAGCCAUGAGCGUCCCGCACCGGCACACACUCCUCGCAGAGAUAGUGCGCCCGGCCCUUCUUCGAGGGAAGCUAAGCUUCCCCAGUACAUGACAUACGUCAGGAGCUGGGCCAGGUGGUGCUCGGAGCAACCCUUGGGAUGCUUGCAAGGCCUCAAAGGACCCCGUGCAUCCUCCGUUUCUGGAGCUUGA
Messenger RNA from Symbiodinium natans, 1692 nucleotides. NCBI's taxonomy places the organism in Eukaryota, Dinophyceae, Suessiales, Symbiodiniaceae. The record is from the annotation of a GenBank genome assembly.